UUAUGUACCUAGCUAUAAUACGGCUACAUAAACAUUAAACACACAGGCCUUAGCCUCAUGCAUUACUUACGCCUGUAUGCUUCUCUGGUUCCGUCCGUGCAGAUUUUUUUUAUAAUUCAUGCCGUGGUCAAUCCUCUUUAUUUAUAUAGUGAGGCAUCAACACCUUUCUUCUCCAAACACACACACCAUUCACCUCUUCUCUUGUUUUCAUCAUUCUAAACACACACAAAAAAAAUGGGGGAUGAGUUGAUUCUAUUGGGUUAUGAUAUUAGUGCGUUUGCGAUGAGGGUCAGAAUCGCAUUGGAUGAGAAGGGUAUCGAAUAUGAGUACAGGGAGGAGAGCAUGGCCAACAAAAGCCCGCUAUUGCUUGAGAUGAACCCAGUUCACAUGAAGGUCCCAGUCUUGAUUCACAAUGGGAAACCCAUUUCCGAGUCGCUCAUCAUCCUUGAGUACAUAGACGAGGUGUGGAACGAUAAGUCCCCGUUGCUGCCUUCUGAUCCUUACCAGAGAGCUCAAGGUAGAUUCUGGGCUGAUCUUAUUGACAAAAAGAUAUACAUUAAUGGUGGAAGAUUAGUUUGGUUUAGCAAAGGAGAGAAGCAAGAAGCAGGAAAGAAGGAACUGAUGGAUGGGCUGAAGCUGUUGGAAGAAGAGUUGGGAGAGAAGGUUUACUUUGGUGGUGACAAGUUUGGCUUUUUGGAUGUGGCCUUAAUCCCUUUCUACAAUUGUUUUGAUAGCUUUGAGAGAUGUGGGAAGUUGAGGAUUGAAGAACACUGCCCCAAACUCAUUGCAUGGGCCAAGAGAUGCAUGGAGAAAGAGAGCGUCUUCAAGUCCUUCACUAUGGCUCAUCCUUCCAAGAUUGAUGAAUAUAUCUUGAUGACGAGGAAGAAAUAUGGAAUCGAAUGAAUGAUCUUUGACUGUAAUAUACUUGUCAUGUGAUUGAUCAUCAUCUCUUAAAUUAAUUGUAUACUUGUGAC
Messenger RNA from Sesamum indicum (sesame), 974 nucleotides. RefSeq names its product glutathione S-transferase U25-like. Gene Ontology annotation, molecular function: glutathione transferase activity. The record is from RefSeq and is a predicted model, not a curated record. Lineage: Eukaryota; Viridiplantae; Streptophyta; Magnoliopsida; Lamiales; Pedaliaceae. Gene Ontology annotation, cellular component: cytoplasm. Gene Ontology annotation, biological process: glutathione metabolic process.